Molecule: messenger RNA, 1575 nt
Organism: Rhinocladiella mackenziei CBS 650.93
Lineage: Eukaryota; Fungi; Ascomycota; Eurotiomycetes; Chaetothyriales; Herpotrichiellaceae
Exons: 1
Coding region: 1-1575 (524 amino acids)
Biological process (GO): transmembrane transport
Cellular component (GO): plasma membrane; fungal-type vacuole membrane
Molecular function (GO): transmembrane transporter activity
Source: RefSeq, a predicted model, not a curated record
AUGUCCGAGAAAACUCAGGCCCGAGAGAAGGCGGAAAGCCCAGUCACGAGUGUGACUGGCGGCGACAUCGAAUUGCAAAGCAGUGCGUGGUUACAGAAGAUCCAGCGCUACUCUCUUCUCCUGGAUCGCAAGCUUCACAUCGAAAGUCGCGGCAUUGAACGGGUCCCAGCCGAUCAACGCGAUCCUCAUCUCAACUACCUCGACAUGAUGUUUUUGUGGUUCUCCUGCUCGGCCGUGAUAUCAACCACGGCCACAGGCAUCUUAGCUGGCCCUUCAUGGCUCGGUCUCAGUGUGACCAAUGGCUUUCUCGCCGUAUUCUUUGGCACGUCCUUGGGCGCGUCGUGUGCCGCUUACAUGGGCACGUUUGGACCACGCUUGGGACUUCGUCAAAUCAUUCUCUCCAGGUUUUCCUUCGGUUGGUAUGGAGCAAAACUCGUUGCUUUGGUGAAUACCGUUACUGAACUCGGAUGGUGUCUCGUCGGCGUGGUCAUCGGAGGUCAGAUCCUCGACUACAUUUCCGGAGGCGACUGUCCCUUGGUCGUCGGAAUCAUUAUCCUGUCGGUUCUCUCCUUCAUCAUUGCGGGCUUUGGAUACAGCAUGGUCCACUACUACAUGCGAUACGCAUUUAUCCCCGGCUUCAUUGCCACCAUCAUCCUGUGCGCCAUUGCUUCGAGGAAGUUCGACUCGGGAGCUCCCAAUCUGGUUUCCGGGGCGACCUUUUCGGGCAACUUUCUGACCAUGUUUACCAUCUGCUUCGGAUCAGGGUCGGGUUUCCUGCCUAUGGCAAGUGAUUACUACAUCACCUAUCCCGCUUCCACUCCUCGAUGGAAGACGUUCUCCUUGACCUGGCUCGGAAUUGUGGUUCCUGUGGUCUUCUUCCAGUCAGUUGGUCUGGCCAUUGGAGGCGCGCUGGGGAGCACACCGGAAUGGCUUGACAUCUAUUACAAUCAGGGAUACGGCGCUCUCAUUGGCACCGCCCUGGAACCAGUUGGUGGAUUUGGCACGUUCUUGAUGGUGGUUUUCUUCCUCGGUAAGGACGAUUUCGAUCCUGGUGGAAAGUUCCUUCGCUCAUAUGAUGCAGGUCUUGUUGGAAACAACAUCCCCAACACAUAUUCGGCGGGCUUGUCGAUGCAGGUUCUGACUUCCUAUUUUGCCGUCAUACCACGACUGUUCUGGACUUUAGUAGCAGUCCUGAUCUACGCCAUCUGCGGAAUUGCGGGUCGAAGCCAUUUAAUGACCAUCAUCAGCAACUUCUUGAGUGUCAUCGGCUAUUGGACCAUGGCCUUAUUCACGAUCGUCAUGGAGGAAGACUUCAUAUUCCGCCGCAAGACUGGGUAUAAUGUUGAUGCAUACGCAACGCGGAGCAAAUUACCCUGGGGCGUGGCAGCAGUGUUCAGCUUCUUGCUGGGCAUCGUUGGUGCUGUCCUCGGUAUGAAUCAGACGUGGUACGUUGGAGUGGUGGCUCGACAGAUAGGGGACAUGGGGGGCGAACUCGGGCUGAUCUUUGCAUUCGCCUUUACCGGACUGUCAUACCCGCCUCUCCGAUGGCUAGAGCGUCGACACGUCGGGAGAUAG